AACCAAGUGCAUUCCUAAGAAAAACAGUCGCAGAUUGUCAUUUGCUUGUUGUGUUGGAAGUUGGAACCCUAAAUUUGAGAGGAGUGGAGAAUGGGGCGAGGAGUUGAGCAAAGCGGGGGGCAUGGAGGCUGAGCAGUCUCACUCUUCUCUAUGGGAAAGACUGAAGGAGAGCAGGGUUUGGGUUCUACUGUGGGCUCUGAGCCCUCAUCGCGAAAUGCAGCUGCUUGCUGUCCUUGGAUUCGCACACUAAUUGGACUCAGAUGCCUUUUGUUUCUCUUUCUCUCUCUUGCUCUCUUCCUCUCUGCAAUCUUCUGGUUGCCUCCGUUUCUUCAGUUUGCGGAUCAGGGCGAUCUGGAUCUUGAUCCCGUCUUCAGAGAUCAUCAUAUAGUAGCAAGUUUCAAUCUUUUUAAGCCGGUUUCUUUGGUGGAGGAUAAUGUCUUGCAGCUUGAGGAUAACAUUUUUGAUGAGAUAGUCGCUCCGUCAACUAAAGUGGUUAUCCUAUCUGUGGAAUCCUUAGAUGGAUCAAAUCAUUCAAAUGUAACAAGAGUAGUAUUUGGGGUUGAUCCAGACCCAAAAUCAUCAAAGUUAUUGCCAACUUCUCAAAGUUUGAUCAGAGCAUCUUUUGAAUAUCUGGUCACACACCAAUCACUGAGCCUAAAUACAUCCUUGUUUGGGUCCACAUCCUUUUUCGAGGUGCUAAAAUUCCCAGGUGGAAUUACCAUAAUUCCACCACAGAAAGCAUUUCUUCUACAGAAAGUGCAAAUCCUUUUCAAUUUCACCUUAAACUUUUCCAUCUAUCAAAUACAACUAAAUUUCAAUGACCUGAAAAGCCAACUGAAGUCGGGUUUACAUCUAGCACCCUAUGAGAACCUUUAUGUUAGCUUGUCAAACUCUAAAGGUUCAACAGUAGCUGCCCCUACUACUGUUCAGUCAUCUGUUCUACUGACCAUUGGCAAUACUCCUUCAAUGCAAAGAUUAAAACAACUGGCUCAAACCAUCACACAUUCUCAUUCAAGAAACCUAGGCCUGAAUAAUACGGUGUUUGGUAAAGUCAAGCAAGUUCGUCUUUCAUCUAUUUUGCAACAUUCGCUCAAUGGUGGAGAUGGCACUGCAUGGUCACCUUCUCCUGCUCCAUUGCCUCAGCCCCACCCCUACCAUCACUCCCAUCAUCACCAUCACCACCAUCAUCACCACCAUCACAAUUCCCCUCUAGCUCCUGCAAUUUCACCUGCACCUGCAACGGGCAGUGGUCCACCCGCAAAUUUUCAAGGUGCACCUGGACCAGUUAAUCCUUCACCUAAACCAUGGAAAACUAUGCCUGCACCUGAGAGAAGUUGUGAAGCAAAGCCUCCCAGCUUCUGGUAUGGUCGUAGAGGGAAGGCUGGAAAGCAGUCACAUUUACCCCCUGCUGGUGCACCAGGUGUUUCUCCUCCCAUCUUUGGUCCAUCACCCCAAAAGCAUGUACACCCUUCAGCACCCAUUUCUCGUUCAGCACCAGCAUCUAGUCCUUUGCCUCAUGUGGUUUUUGCUCAUGCUCUUCCGCCAUCAAAGAGUGAAUCAGAUAGUAGCCAUUCUUACGCAGGGCAAUCACCUGGACCCUCGACAUCAACAUCAACUUCUGCAGCUCUUCUUCCUUGUGUUCAUUGGGCAUUACCACUAUUCCUAGCUUUGGUAUUACAUUUAUAACAGCCGAUGAUAAACUUUGCAUUGCAAGUGAAACCACUUCUCUGGUAAGUCAAGGAAGGACUGGAAAAAGCUGGAGGAGUUGCGUUCCUGUUGUGUAAUGUUGAGCUACGCAAAGAGCGUGGUUCACACGUGAGUGAGUGGAUAUAAGUUCCUUGUAUGCGUGUAAAUAGUUGAUUAAAAAAUCCAGCUGGCAUGAGAUGCAUUUGCAUAUUCAGGUCAAAGUCACAGAGGUGGCAGGCCUUUGAUUAGAUGCAGCAUUGCCACUGUUUUGUGUAUUCUCCUUCAAAUGUAACCAGCAAAUGUACGUAUCACUGUAUCCUUUUGUUUCCGUAUC
Molecule: messenger RNA, 2020 nt
Organism: Fragaria vesca subsp. vesca
Lineage: Eukaryota; Viridiplantae; Streptophyta; Magnoliopsida; Rosales; Rosaceae
Exons: 5
Coding region: 151-1686 (511 amino acids)
Source: RefSeq, a predicted model, not a curated record